AUGAAUCUCGAGGAAAAACUCACCAAAUCUCUCAGCGACAUCCUACGUACGUCCGGCUAUGUCUUUGAGAUCAUCAACAACAACAAGCGGCAGAGCAAUCUCAUAGCAGGCCCAAACAACCAGCUUAUUCCGCCGCCCAUGAUGGAGCAGCUUGCGCAGAAAAUCGCCAGUUUCGAGCUGAUUCUCGACGACACCGUCGCCAAGUUCAACGACGCGCCGUGGUGCGUGGACCAAAUCGUCCAGAACAAGAAGAAGCAGGACGAGCAGAAGAUCCGGGAAGAUCGAGAGCGGCAGCAGCGAGAGGAGGCGGAGCGCAAAAGGAAAAUCGAAGAGGAGGCGCUAGCGCAGAAGAGGCGGGCCGAGGCCGAAAAGGCGGCACGUGACAAGCAGCGGGCCGACCAGGAACACAGGGACAGGUUGGCCCGUGAACAAGAGCAGAGGGAGCAAACGGCUAAGGACAGCCAGAAAGCCCAGCAGCACCAAAACCAGCAGCACCAGCAAACGCGGCAAAAUGCCCAUAACCCGAAUCAGCAGAACCAGGCACAGCUACUGCAGCAAUACACGGACCACGAGGGCAUGGCCGACGGGCCCAUCCUGCAGAACGAGCUCAUGGACCCGAGCUUCGAUCUCGACAUGGAUAUCCCCAACCCCUCGGACAUCCUCUCGAUGAAUUUCAAGGACGAUGCAGACCCCGGCAUGGGCGCAAAGGAGGGCAACCCGCCAAACACAGACAACCCCAACUCGGACGUGAACGGCAUGAUCAAAGGCAGCGACUCGCUCUUGGACGACUUGAAUAUGGACUUGCUCGGGGAAGGGUUCGACGAGGGCCCGGCAGGCGGGGAGGAGGAGUUUGAUGUGGAGAAUUUCUUGAACCAGUUUGGCCACGGAGGCUGA
Molecule: messenger RNA, 894 nt
Organism: Metschnikowia bicuspidata var. bicuspidata NRRL YB-4993
Lineage: Eukaryota; Fungi; Ascomycota; Pichiomycetes; Serinales; Metschnikowiaceae
Gene: CTA26
Product: Cta26p
Exons: 1
Coding region: 1-894 (297 amino acids)
Source: RefSeq, a predicted model, not a curated record